ACAUACUAUAAUAAAAGCUCGAUCCCCUUCAUGUUUUGUUCCCUGGCUCAGCUACCGCUUCCCUUGCAUGCUAAGGCAUACAGUCACAUUGCAUGAUACAUGGCUCUGCAGCAGUUUGCCGCCUCCCCCGACUACGACCUCGCCAAGCUGCCGCCGCCGCCGCCUCUUCCGCCAUCCCCAUCCCCGCCUCCGGCAGCCGUCCAGCAGCUACGCAAGCAGACGUACAGCAACAGUACCACUACUGAUCAUCAACAGCAACGGCGGCGUCCACCAUCGGCAGGUGGGUACGGGCCAGGCCAGCAGCAUCACGACGAUGGCAUCGGCGGCGGCGGAGGGCGUGUGGUGGAGGGGUUCGUCCUGGUGCUGCGCGCGACAGCGGCGGCGGCGGGGUUCGUGGCCAUGGCGCUCGUCGCCUCCUGCCGCCACGGGGACUGGAUGGACUUUACGCGCUACCAGGAGUACAGGUAUCUUCUCGGGGUCGCCGUGGUCGCCUUCCUCUACUCAUCGUUACAGGCGCUGCGGAGCUUCCGCCGGAUGCGCGGCGGCGGCGGACACGUGGCCAGAAGCUUCCUUGACUUCGCCGGCGACCAGGCGGUGGCGUACCUGCUGGUGACGGCGGCGGCGGCGUCUCUGCCGAUCACCAUCCGCAUGCGCUCGGCGGUCGCCAACGCGUUCACGGACGCCAUGGCGGCGUCCAUCGUGCUCUCCUUCGCCGCCUUCGCGGGCCUCGCGCUCUCCGCCUUGCUCUCCGGCUGCAGCCUCGUCUCCACGCGAUGAUUAAUUACCGACGAUCAUCUUCAGCUAGCUAUAUAUGCUCUCCGGCCGGCGACGGAGAGCACAACGCGAGAACGGACACAGAGCAUCACGAUUAAGGCCGAAAAAACCAACGAGCACGGGCCGAUCGAUCGAUUAAAGGAAGGCCUUCUUCUCUUCUGCGUAUAGGAGAGAGGCCCGUUUAGCCAGAACCCGCACGGGCCGCCUCAGAGAUAUCCCGGACGAAAGGCAAAACUCCAUGGGCCAUCAGAUGUGCGUGGUUGUUCUCAAAAAGACAAAAACAAAAAAAAUCAGAUGUGCGUGGUUUUGAGAUUUGCAUUUCAGUGCUAGGUUUUUUUUCUUCCUUCCCAAUUAAGUAAUGAACCAUACACGAAAGAGUUACACAAUCGCAAACCGGAAGCUUCGCAAUUCCCACACCUACACUUAUUUGUGGA
Brachypodium distachyon (stiff brome) is the source of this 1208-nucleotide messenger RNA. RefSeq names its product CASP-like protein 4B1. The transcript has 2 exons. The record is from RefSeq and is a predicted model, not a curated record. Bases 100 to 777 code for a protein of 225 amino acids. Lineage: Eukaryota; Viridiplantae; Streptophyta; Magnoliopsida; Poales; Poaceae.